UAAUUGAAUAAAUUCUUGUAUGAGUGAAAGCAAGCAUGAAUUCGAAAAAAAUAAAAUUUCUUCAGUGUGUUUUUUCAGAGGCUAUUUGGCCCUUUGGGCUUUGGUUUUUGAGGAAGAAUUGAUGGGUUAUGAGUACUGGGGAUGGAUUUCAUAUAUAAUUGAGUUACUUGAAGCCCAUUUUUUUAUAUGUUUGAAGCCCAAAUCUUUGAUAAGAUUAAAGCUUAUUUAGAAUUGGUGUCACGUUUGUUUUCCAGCUUUUCUUUUCUGUCUCCCAUGGCAGAAGAAUUUCCUGAAGAAGUCAAUUCCCCACAGCCUCCUCCAUUUUUGGAGGUUAUAUGCAAAAGUUCUGGUAAGAAAAGCCGGUUUGCAGUGGGUACCAAGGCCGGAUUUGCAGUGUCAUUGAUUAAUAGAAAGUUGGGUAUUGGAGCUCCUCUUGCUUUGCAUAUUGAAGCAGUUAAAGAAGGGGAGGAACCCAUUAGCUUUGGCCCUGAUGCGGUUCUUGUUAAUUAUGACAAUGGUUGGAAGUUGCAAACAGUUACUGAAUUGGAUUUUCCAGGCACCAGAAAAGAAGAUGCUGUUCGUGGAGUUUCAACACAGAUCCCUUUUGUAAAGAACUUUGAUGACUCUCAUUCUGCUAAGGGGGCUUCAAAACCAGGAAUCAGUUUUCUUUACAUCGCAAAAAUACUGGCAGCUUUUAUUUUGAUGUUCGUGUUGGCUGGAAUUUUCAUGUUGGCUCUUGAGAAUCUUCCUAGACUAAUUUUGUUUAUUAACUCGUCCAUGUAACCGUGUUUCGAUCUCAAAAAUAUAUUUGAUUUCUGCA
Molecule: messenger RNA, 820 nt
Organism: Durio zibethinus
Lineage: Eukaryota; Viridiplantae; Streptophyta; Magnoliopsida; Malvales; Malvaceae
Source: RefSeq, a predicted model, not a curated record